UCCUUCAUUUACCACCAAAACACAUCUUCCGAAAUCUUAAACCGGAAACCGAAAAUCCAGAGACAUUCCGAUUCCAUUUCUCUCUCUUCAAUCCCCCGCCCCCCUAACCCACCAAGAAGAAAAUAAAAAGCAAAUCUCUCUGUUUUGAAUCCGAUGGAUGAAUCAAGUGGGACGAUGAUCGACGAGUUAUACGAGUUCUCGGCGCCGCGUUUCUUCGACUUCCUGAAAGGAGAGUCGGAAGAAGAUACUGGCAAAGCAGAGCUCUGGUUCGAAACCGCCUUAAGCUACGCCCCUUCUCCUUUUAUGGCUAGAAUCAAGGCUGGUAAUAGAUCCUUUCAAGUGGAAAGUCUCUGCAAUUUUACUGAAGCGGAUCAAAUGCAGAAGGCUUCGGAAUCAUCAGAUGUAACAGCUCCCAACAGUACCUCAGAAGAAAACGCUCAAUUCGAGCCGGUGCCUGAUAAAGUGAAGGAAGAUGAAGUUAAACCCUCAGAGGCAAGGGUUGAAAUCAAUCAAAUGGUCACUCAGAUUGCUAAUGAUAAUAAAGACAAGGAAAAAUUAGGGACUGUAUGUGGUCAAGAGAAUGGAAGUGCCCUGGCUAAAAAAGUGCCUUCUACUGUAACUGGUGAUAAAGAGAAGAGCAAAUCUUCUGUGCAAGUAGAAGUUGAAGCUUACACCCCUCAACCAUUGAUGAAUCUUCAGAAAAAACUGGUGAGUGACCGGAAGCACCAGACAGCUAAAAAGAUAGCUAGCAUGGUACGGAAUCCAUCUGCCUUGAAGCCAAAAAACCGGUUUCAGGGCAGCAGUGGGACUCCCAAUUUGGCUCAAGAAAACCAAGCCAUUAAACGUCAGAAACUAGACGGAGGGAGAUCUAGACAGAUCCUAAAUGUAAAACCCCACAAUUUGCCCCAUAAGUCAAAACUUGGUAUUACCAGUGGCAGUUCCAAAUUGUGCUCUUCUACCGCUAAAACUUCUAACAAAUUGGAAAGAAAGGUUUAUCUUCGGGAACCAGCAGCACCUUUUGUUUCAAUGGCAGAAAUGAUGAAAAAAUUUCAAUCAAGUACCAGAGAUUUGUCGCUUCCUCAAAGCUCUCUGUCACAUAUGAAACCUAUCAAAUUGACAAGGCCCAAAGAACCUGAAUUCGAAACAGCGCAAAGAGUGCGCUCGGUAAGAGUGAAGAGUACCGCGGAGCUUGAAGAAGAAAUGAUGGCUAAAGUUCCAAAGUUCAAAGCAAGACAAUUGAACAAAAAGAUUUUUGAAGCCCCAACACUACCUGCCUUACCAAGAAGUACUCCAAAGCCUCCAGAAUUUCAGGUAUUUCAUUUUAAGACAAUGGAAAGAGCCAAUCAGAAUGCGGAGACUUCUUCAGUAGCUUCAACAGAGGUGUCUCGUCAGAAUAAUCAGUGGAAACCUCAUCUCACAGAACCUAAAACACCUGUACUUCAAACAUCAUUAAGGGCACGGCCUCCAAAGGUCAAAAGUUCUAUUGAACUUGAACAGGAGGAACUUGAAAAAGCACCUAAAUUUAAGGCAAGGCCAUUGAAUAAAAAGAUAUUUGAAAGCAAAGGAGAAUUGGGUAUCUUCUUUAAUGCAAAGAAACAAGUGACUAUACCUCAAGAAUUCCAUUUUGCAACAAACGAGAGGAUACCACCAGCAGCAGUUAUUGAUUUAUUUGACAGGGUACUUUCUCUGAAGUCAGAACCUAGCCACGAUCCAAUUCCAAGAAACACCAUUCUCAAUCCAUUCCAUCUCCAAACAGAGGAAAGAGGAGCUGAGAAAGAAAGGAAACUUGUGAUGGAAAUUAUAGAGAAGCGAUAUGAAGAGGAAAGAGCCAGGGUUCCCAAGGCUAACCCAUAUCCUUACACCACUGACUACCCUGUGAUUCCUCCAAAGCCAGAAUCCAAGCAUUGUACAAAACCAGAACCCUUCCAACUGGAGAGUCUGGUGAGGCAUGAGGAGGAGAUGCAAAGAGAGAUGGAAGAAAAAAAGAAAAAGGAGAAAGAAGAAGCCCAAAUGAGGAUCUUCAAGGCCCAGCCAAUUGUGAAAGAGGACCCAAUUCCUGUUCCAGAGAAAGUUCGCAAGCCUCUGACACAAGUGCAGGAAUUCAAUCUCCAUGUUGAUCAUAGAGCGGUGGACAGAGCAGAAUUCGAUCAAAAGAUUAAAGAGAAGGAAAUGAUGUACAAGAGAUACAGAGAGGAGAGUGAGGCUGCUAGGAUGAUCGAGGAAGAGAAGGCAUUGAAGCAACUGAGAAGGACAAUGGUUCCCCAUGCUAGGCCCCUUCCCAAGUUUGACCAUCCUUUCUGCCCACAAAAGUCUUCCAAGGAAAUAACAAAACCGAAAUCACCAAGUCUACGUGUUCUCCAAAGAAAAGAAAGGAGGAAAAUGAUGAUGACGGCUGCUGCAACUUCCAGUCCCGCCACGCUUAUGAGAUGAAUGAUUGUUUGGUUGAUGGACAAGGCAGCCUAGCCUGCGCGUGUGUUCAAGAACUUUUGAACCCCUGUGAGACCACCACCAUUAUUGAACUUUUGCAGGUUACACUUUUUG
Messenger RNA from Theobroma umbraticum, 2541 nucleotides. RefSeq names its product protein TPX2. Gene Ontology annotation, biological process: activation of protein kinase activity; mitotic spindle assembly; regulation of mitotic spindle organization. Gene Ontology annotation, cellular component: nuclear microtubule; spindle. Gene Ontology annotation, molecular function: protein kinase activator activity; microtubule binding. NCBI's taxonomy places the organism in Eukaryota, Viridiplantae, Streptophyta, Magnoliopsida, Malvales, Malvaceae. The record is from RefSeq and is a predicted model, not a curated record.